Anolis sagrei ordinatus is the source of this 1428-nucleotide messenger RNA. RefSeq names its product STARD3 N-terminal like (gene STARD3NL). Gene Ontology annotation, molecular function: cholesterol binding. The record is from RefSeq and is a predicted model, not a curated record. NCBI's taxonomy places the organism in Eukaryota, Metazoa, Chordata, Lepidosauria, Squamata, Anolidae. Gene Ontology annotation, biological process: cholesterol transport. Gene Ontology annotation, cellular component: endoplasmic reticulum-endosome membrane contact site; late endosome membrane; endoplasmic reticulum membrane.
CCCCGCCCACUUCCUCCCCGCUCUUUCUGUCGCCUCAGCGCCGCCUCCGUCCCUGGCUUUCAGUUCCUCGCCGGGCCCCGCCUUGGAAGCCGCUCCGGCCCUCGAGAGCCUGACAAGAGAGGCUUUGAGUCGCCACCAGCAGCCCUUCUUCUCUUUUCGGAAUGAAUAAAUGUGGCAGUGAUGCUGAAGUUGGAAAAAAGCUGAUGUAACCAAAACCAGGAUGAGUCAGCUGCCAGAACAUCAAGGAAAUGCCCUGGGCAGCAGUUUGGGGUCCCAUCCUUCUUUACGAGAUGUUCAUUCCAUAAACCCCACACAGCUAAUGGCAAGAAUUGAAUCUUAUGACACCAGGGAGAAAAAAAGCAUAUCUGAUGUCCGAAGGACUUUCUGCCUUUUUGUUACCUUUGACCUCUUAUUUGUAACUUUACUGUGGAUAAUAGAGUUAAAUGUAAAUGGAGGCAUUGAGAACACAUUAAAAAACGAAGUCCUUCAUUACGACUAUCACUCUUCAUAUUUUGAUAUAUUUCUCCUGGCUGUCUUUCGGUUUAAGAUUUUGAUACUUGCCUAUGCGUUGUGCAGAUUGCGACAUUGGUGGGCAAUCGCAUUUACAACUGCAGUAACCAGUGCCUUCUUGUUAACAAAAGUAAUCAUUUCAAAGCUGUUGUCUCAAGGUCCUUUUGGCUAUGUGUUGCCCAUCAUAUCUUUCAUUCUUGCCUGGAUAGAAACCUGGUUCCUAGAUUUCAAAGUUUUGCCACAGGAAGCAGAAGAAGAAAACAGACUGCUACUGGUACAAGAUGCCUCUGAGCGAGCUGCUCUUCUUCAGCCUGGACUCCUUUCUGAUGGACAGUUUUAUUCCCCUCCUGAAUCCGAAGCAGGAUCUGAUGAAGAAUCUGAAGAAAAACAGGAUAGCGAGAAAGCAGUUUUAUAGCAGUGCUGCAAUAACAGAGAGAAAACCUGAAAGUAGAGCUGCUCAGGACAUGCUGUUUCUGGGACCUUGAUAGCGAUGCUGUUGGUUCACAUUAUUGGAACUCAUAGUGGGAACUUUAUAUAUUUAUUUAUUUAUUGAUGAAGGGGGAUGUCCCUGUGCUCUGUAAUACCUCGCCAAAUCUCUAUCACAUCUGCAUAUAUAUGUGUAUAUAUUGGACUGAAUCAUGCCUAAUAUGAAAUAUGCUCAUCUGUAAUGUAUUCAGUGAUGCUUGAAACUGACUUUUAAUGAUGAGGAGCCCACUGGUGAGUGGUAUGCUUGUGAAGCGAACCUAUAAAUGGAAUACUACAUGAAGUAAUACUGUAUCAUAAACCUCUGUUUCAUGAUUUGAAUUCACUAUAUAUUGUGUUUGAUGUCAUUAAUUUUACAUAUUAUUUUUAAUAAUGUAUCUUUUUUAAAGAUGAAUUUAAGCACUCUUUGCAAAUUAAAGGAACACAUUAAUAAAA